Messenger RNA from Capronia epimyces CBS 606.96, 1332 nucleotides. RefSeq lists its product as uncharacterized. Gene Ontology annotation, molecular function: RNA polymerase II complex binding. Gene Ontology annotation, biological process: positive regulation of transcription elongation by RNA polymerase II; transcription elongation by RNA polymerase II. Gene Ontology annotation, cellular component: Cdc73/Paf1 complex. The record is from RefSeq and is a predicted model, not a curated record. The coding region runs from base 1 to 1332 and encodes 443 amino acids. NCBI's taxonomy places the organism in Eukaryota, Fungi, Ascomycota, Eurotiomycetes, Chaetothyriales, Herpotrichiellaceae. The transcript is spliced from 2 exons.
AUGGCCGCUCCGGAUGUCUUGCAGCUCCUGCGAAACUCCAUCGCAGCGUCCAAACCGCCCAUCCUCACCAAAACCUCAGAUCCAGCUACGGCGGAAGCAAACAGGACGGACUCGUUCGUUGAUGCGACAGACCUCUAUUUCACCCAUCCUACCCAGCUCUGCCUGCCGCUAGAGACGAUAACAAGGUUCACGUCUACAACCCCAGAUACCGCCCAGGUUGAUCUGCGCAGUAUAUUCUUCGCGUGGCAGCACAAAGAUGUCACCGUCCCGGAAUACAUUGCGCUGGCGGCAGAACUCGACAAGCAGUUGCCGGAGGGGCAGAAAAUCCGGAACCUGGUCUUUGUCGAGCGUUUAGACUUGAUCACUUGGCUUGAAGGCGCGUCAGAAGAGUCGGAAUAUAUCAAGCCCAUUGAAGGCGCGGCCGCCAUAGGAGAUGCUGCCAACAGAGCUGCAGAUGUAGCUGGUGGCGCCGCUGUUCCUACAGUUGGUGGUUCGGGCGUCGGCGUCACUCAUACUGUUGGCGGAAGACCCGUCAAGGUCAUUGAUGCCAGACUUCAAGCAAUUUACAGUGGUGAACGGAAGAUGGGCGAUCAUAACUCCGUCUUGAGAGGAAUAAAACCUACGGAUUUUUCUCAGGUGCGCAAGCAUGCUGAGAUCUUUCUCGGACGGCGAAAAGGCGUUCCAUCAUCCACGAAACCCGGUCAGCCAUCCAGAAGUGCGGCGCUUGCCACUCGUCCUGCUGCGGGCCCAUCCAAACCCUUAUAUUCGACACUGUCCGCAAAACGGUCCGAUCCCAUUAUCCUCCUAUCGCCUUCGGCGUCCUCCCUCCUCCGCAUGUCAAAUAUCAAAACCUUCCUUGAUACAGGACUCUAUGUUCCGCCCGAUCACCCCACAUUAUCCUCGCAGACGACGGCCAAUUUGUUGCACAUCACUCGAACUCUCCAUUCUCUGAGCGAGAAACCCUAUCGAUUCAUUCUCGUUGACUCUCCAGAACAAUUCAAGCCCGAUUACUGGUCCCGAGUGGUGGCCGUCUUCACUACCGGCCAGAUAUGGCAAUUCCGAGGCUACAAGUGGCGAGAGCCCCAGGAGCUGUUUGGCCAUGUUCUGGGCAUCUAUCUAGGGGAGAAAGGCCUGCCAAUCCCGGCAGAAGUCAAGGGCUGGGGAAGCAGUGUCAAGACAUUUGCGGUGGAACGGUGGGACGAGAGAGCUCAUGGUGCCAAUGUGGAUCAAGAUGCAAGAGCUUCAAGGAGGUGGAGGGACAGAGAGACGGUGGAAGAGGUAUGGAGGUCGAUCGAGGCAUUCAUGAGGGGUCGCGGGGAAUGGAGAAAGUGA